Messenger RNA from Anopheles marshallii, 969 nucleotides. RefSeq names its product THO complex subunit 3-like. The record is from RefSeq and is a predicted model, not a curated record. Gene Ontology annotation, cellular component: THO complex part of transcription export complex. Gene Ontology annotation, molecular function: protein binding. NCBI's taxonomy places the organism in Eukaryota, Metazoa, Arthropoda, Insecta, Diptera, Culicidae. The transcript is spliced from 2 exons. Bases 1 to 969 code for a protein of 322 amino acids. Gene Ontology annotation, biological process: mRNA export from nucleus.
AUGGUCAGCAGUAAAACACAGCUUGCCGAGUUGCAGGAAUAUUUCAAAGGGCACAACAAAAGCAGAGAAGCAUCAAAGGCACACACGGCGAAGGUACAUUCGGUCGGCUGGAACUGCGAUGGACGCCGUCUGGCAUCCGGUUCGUUCGACAAAACGGUGGCCGUGUUUACGCUUGACCGUGAUCGUUUGAACAAGGAGAGCACCUACCGCGGCCAUACCGGUUCAGUGGAUCAGUUGUGUUGGCAUGCGUCGAUGCCGGAUUUGUUAAGCACAGCCAGUGGCGAUAAAACGGUCCGCAUAUGGGAUGUACGGGUGGGCAAAUGUGCGACAUUCAUAAAUACGAAAGGUGAAAACAUUAACAUUACCUGGUCCCCGGAUGGGCACACGAUAGCGGUCGGCAACAAGGAGGAUUUGGUCACGUUCAUCGACACGCGCACGCACAAAAUUCGUGCCGAGGAGCAGUUCAGCUUUGAGGUGAAUGAAAUCGCCUGGAGCAAUGGAAGUGAUUUGUUUUUCCUCACCAAUGGACAGGGAUGUGUGCACAUUCUGAACUACCCGAACCUGGAACUCCAACAAGUCCUGAAAGCGCACCCAAGCACCUGCAUCUGCAUCGAGUUUGAUCCGACUGGGAAGUAUUUUGCGACCGGUUCUGCCGACGCACUGGUUUCACUGUGGGAUGCGGAAGAGUUGGCCUGUUUGAGGGUGUUUUCCCGGCUCGACUGGCCGGUGCGUACGAUUUCCUUCAGCCACGAUGGAAAACUGUUGGCUUCGGCAAGCGAGGAUUUGAUUAUCGACAUAGGUGACACGGAAACUGGGGAGAAGGUGGCAGAUAUUUCUGUCGAUGCGGCCACCUUUACCGUUGCUUGGCACCCGAAACAAUAUAUCCUAGCAUAUGCCUGCGAUGAUAAGGAUACGAACGAUAGGCGAAGGGAUGCCGGUAGUUUAAAAGUGUGGGGAUUUUCGGAAUAA